UAUUAGACCAGUUUUGUCACAAAUUCGAAAACACCUUCUAACCUAAAAGCAGCCGUCCUCGUCAUCCUGUUUGCUCGGCCGAGCUUUCAUCCGCCAUCGCCGUACCCUCUUUUCUGACGUCUAUUUCUUCCUCACUCUCCGCCUCUUCUAUCUUAUCCCUCCUUUCAACAAAGUAGCGAGUGUCCCUGCUGACACUACAAUGGGAAAGGCGAUUGAUCGUGCCAGCAAGGAGGUCCUUGCUGAGAUGGUAAGACUUACUCAAAGACAAGGACUGAAAGGUGCUGCAGGAGGAUGGAAAGACUUCUUACAGUGUCACGAUAAGAAAGGUUCUGGCUUAAGUGACCCAAUUAGGAGAUCAAGAGAACUUUUGGUUGAUUUUCUGCAAACAUUUACAAAAGAACAACAGAAGGUGUUCAAUAAACUAAUAAGAAGGAAUAAUGAUCAUAAUGCGAUGAAGCAGUUCAAGGGUUUUGUACAUCUUGAAUCACCUAAGCAAAGGUUGGUCCGUUUGACAAUGGAACAUCCAAAGUACACAAAAGAGUUCUGUUUCCCAUUCUAUGAUGAGGGAUGGGUAACUACUCAUCUUGGCGAAUUUUUUGAAGCAAUGAAAUCAGAAACUAUGCUUGCGAUUGAUUGUGAGAUGGUUCUUUGUGAGGAUGGUACUGAAGCAGUGGUGAAAGUAUGUGUAGUGGAUCAAGAUUUGCAGGUGAAACUUGAUCAACUUGUAAAUCCCAUGAAGCCUGUUGCUGACUACAGAACCAACAUUACUGGGAUAGAUUCAAAAGAUUUAGAAGGAGUAACAUGCUCCUUAGCUGAUAUACAGAAAUCUUUGAAGAAACUUUUAUCACAUGGAACAAUCCUAGUGGGCCAUAGCUUGUAUAAUGAUUUACGAGCUGUAAAAGUUGAUCAUCUUAGAGUCAUCGACACCGUAUGUAUCUUCAAGUUUGUGGACUUGCCUAACUUUUCACCUUCCUUAAACACAUUGUGCAAGGUAGUGUUGGGUUUUCCAGUUCGUAAUGAUGGAGAACCACAUAAUUGUCUUAAUGAUGCACAAGCUGCUAUGAAGCUAGUACUCGCUAAGCUAGAACAUGGAUAUGAGGAUCUCAUUGUUACCACAGAUGUGGAAAUGCCACGUUGUGACUCGGCAAAACUACUGCUGCACAAUAUUCCAGUUGAAAUACCUGCUCAAGAGUUACACUUGCUGUUUCCUGGAGAAGAUGAUGUCACAAUUGAGUCUGCUACAAAGCAGCGAGUUGAAAGUUACACGACAUGUGCUGUCUUCAGAAGUCCUGCACAGGCAGAUAAAGCAUUUGACAAAGUUAAUGGCAAUUUAACAAAGGAUUCAGCUGGCCGCCUCCAGAAAUCUGUCUCUUUGAAACUUGGCAGCAAGAAAACGACCCAGUUAUAUGUCCGCAAGAUGACUAACGACCCAGAUGUGUCAAAGAUGUUGCGAGAUGAGAAUGCUGAGCCCUUGCAGCAACAAGCAAUAGAUGGCAAUGGCUCAAAACGGCUAAAAACGUGUUCGUAUCCUUGUGACCAUGUUAAAGAGAUUGAGAAAUUGAGAGAGGAUCUGCGUCGUAGGGAAGAGGAAAUAUUUAAUUUGCAAAAGGCUCUCGCCCAAGUGAAAAGCAUUUGUGAUAGGGAACUCCCAUGCUGAACAAAACGUGUAUAAUUAAUCUUCUUUCUUCUUAUUAUUACUUUUCAUUAUUGAACAUUUGAACUCCAUCUCAUCAUAUGCCCCGCCAAAGAUGACAAGAUCACAGGAUGGAUUUUCCACUGUGAGAUGAUGUGAAUGUUCUAUCAAGUCUUAAGUUUGUAUACUUUUGCUGGGUGGCUACUGGAGCUAGCAGGACUGCGGCAGGUAAAAGGAGGUUAUAUAUGUUUGGAUUAAGAAGAUAAUCUAAAGACCACUGGCACCUGUUGCUGCAGUGGGGACAAACCUAUCAGAAAAUUUUGAAACUCUGUUCUGUCUUUUAAUUUUGUUAGUCUUAAUUGUAUUGUUACGUUUGUAUUGUAUGUUGAAACUCCUUAUGUUUGCUAUUUCUUGAUGGAUUGAUUACUGAUUGAUAUGUUUGUUUGAGUGAUGAUGCUAUUUUCUCCU
Molecule: messenger RNA, 2101 nt
Organism: Zingiber officinale
Lineage: Eukaryota; Viridiplantae; Streptophyta; Magnoliopsida; Zingiberales; Zingiberaceae
Product: small RNA degrading nuclease 1-like
Exons: 13
Coding region: 200-1657 (485 amino acids)
Cellular component (GO): nucleus
Molecular function (GO): nucleic acid binding; exonuclease activity
Source: RefSeq, a predicted model, not a curated record